Molecule: messenger RNA, 1674 nt
Organism: Striga asiatica
Lineage: Eukaryota; Viridiplantae; Streptophyta; Magnoliopsida; Lamiales; Orobanchaceae
Source: the annotation of a GenBank genome assembly
UUGGCUUCUUUUAGAACAAAUUUUUCACCGGACCCAUUCCUUCAUUUUCAUUUCCUCUUUCAGCUCCGGCAUACGAUAAUUGCUAGCUGCGGCGCCUAGAAUCCUCUCCUCCGCCGCCUGACGACUUCGUUCGAAGUCCCAACUUUCACGAACAAUGGCGACUGUUAUGCAGAAAAUCAAGGACAUCGAAGAUGAGAUGGCAAGAACCCAGAAAAAUAAAGCAACAGCCCAUCACCUGGGAUUGUUGAAGGCGAAACUUGCAAAACUUCGAAGGGAAAUUCUCACACCAGCAUCUAAAGGAGGUGGUGGUGCUGGGGAAGGCUUUGAUGUUACAAAAAGUGGUGAUUCAAGAGUUGGCCUUGUGGGUUUCCCUUCAGUCGGGAAAUCAACACUCUUGAACAAAUUAACUGGAACUUUUUCAGAGUUUGUGGUUGAUCUUCUUGCUUUACCGAGGAACUUGAACGAAGAAUCAUUUGUAGCGUCAUACGAAUUCACUACUUUAACUUGCAUUCCUGGUGUGAUCACAUAUCGGGGUGCUAAAAUUCAGUUGCUGGAUCUUCCUGGUAUUAUUGAGGGUGCCAAAGAUGGCAAGGGUAGAGGAAGACAGGUUAUAAGUACAGCUCGAACAUGCAACUGCAUCUUGAUUGUUCUGGAUGCCAUAAAGCCAAUUACCCAUAAACGUCUAAUAGAGAAAGAGCUAGAGGGGUUUGGUAUAAGGCUAAACAAGGAACCACCAAAUCUAACAUUCAGGAGGAAAGACAAAGGAGGACUCAAUCUUACAUCUACAGUGACAAAUACGCAUCUUGACCUCGAGACAGUGAAGGCAAUUUGCGGCGAGUAUCGUAUUCACAAUGCAGAUAUCAGUCUUAGAUAUGACGCAACAGCUGAUGACCUCAUAGAUGUCAUCGAGGGCAGUAGGUAUCUCGAUUUAACUCGCAUAUACACAAAGCCUAAGGGGAUGAAUCCAGACUAUGAAGAUCCUGUUAUAUUGUCAUCCAAGAAAAGAACAGUUGAGGACUUCUGCAAUAGAAUCCACAAGGACAUGCUUAAACAUGCACUGGUUUGGGGCUCUAGCGUGAAACACAAACCCCAGAGGGUCGGAAGGGAGCACGAACUGGAAGAUGAAGAUGUUGUCCAAAUCAUCAAAAAGGUGUGAUUACAUAACUUUCGAUCUACAAAAUCCCCUGCUUUUGAUGCAUGUGGUUCGAGUUUUUACCUGCAGUGAAUCUCAGAAGAUUUAUCUGAAGUGUAAUUUUUGUUUGCCGAGUUACGUGCAUGACUGCUGGAAAUGUGUACAAUGGAUGUCGCUAGAAUGCGUGUUUUAGGUGUUUUGGAGUGUUCGAGUUAUUUCCCUACUUUCUCAAUCGGUAAUUAUGGGUCUUUCACCUUUUUACCACGUUGAGUUUAAACAUUGGUGGAUUAAAAUUAUCGUAUGGUAAUUCGUAAGUAGAGGUACGGUUGGUAAUAACUUGAGAAAUUUGGUUCUAUAUGAAGGCAAACUUAAGCGCACGCUACAACUAUUUCCUUGCGAAAUGAUUUAGUUGUUGACUUCAUGGUUUGAUAAUUUUUACGAGAGAUUUUGUUUGUUAUGUGUUGUGUCCUAAGUACAAAUUGUGUACCUAUGUACACUAUGUUUGAUAUGGAAGAACAUGUGUCAAUGCAUUAAUUCAUAUA